AACAAUAAAUUUUGUAAUACACAUAAAUUCAUUCACAUUUUGUAAAAGUUUGAUUUUCUUAUGAUAGAAACAAAAUAAAUUUUCAUAAACAUUGUCUAUUACCUUCCGUAUUUUUAUAACCUAGUUAUAUUUGUCAUUUAUUCUGAUGCCAUUGUCUGGUGAUAACAAUAGAUUAUCUUCGCAUGUAAAUUGGAACUUCACAGCUCUUAUCUUUGCUGGUAUGUUUCCUGUGUAAUGACUCAAAAUUGAGUUUGAGAAUUAAUGUCGUAAAUCUGCAAAAAUUGUUUAUGUAUUAUAGUGAUAGGAGUGCUUUCGAAUUUGGUCUUUAGUAAGAUUUCUGCAAUUCCUAAAUUCAUACGGAUUUGAAAAUUUGUGGUCAUAUGUUCUCCGCAUGAUAACGUUGCAAUAGAUAAGAGUGUAAUAUGAACCUGUGUUUUAAACCAAGAGGAAUUUAUUAUCAAUAGUUGAUGAUGAAUAGCAAGAGAUGAUCAAGUAAUUGUUCGAGAUUUGUCUGCUUUUUGUCUCAUUACCGAUUUACUAAAAUGGCUACACUUUGGAAGAUUUUAACUCGACGAAAAGCAAUUGAUUCCGAUACUGGCAGUGAAACACCCCUUGCUAGAGUUUUGAAUACUUUUGAUCUUACAGCAUUAGGUGUAGGAAGUACUCUUGGGGUUGGGGUGUAUGUGCUUGCAGGUAAAGUGGCUAGUGAUACUGCUGGACCUGCAGUUAUUAUUUCCUUUCUGAUUGCUGCUAUUGCCUCAGUGUUUGCAGGUUUAUGUUAUGCAGAAUUUGGUGCAAGAACACCAAGAGCUGGUUCUGCUUACAUAUACAGUUAUGUAUGCGUUGGAGAAUUAAUUGCAUUUAUUAUUGGUUGGAAUUUAAUUUUGGAAUACAUAAUAGGAUCUGCUAGUGUAGCAAAAGGUAUGAGUGGCUAUGUGAACAAUCUUUGUAAUGGAACAUUGAAUAAUACAUUCAGAGAUUGGGCACCUAUAGAUGUGCCUUAUUUGUCUUCAUUUUUCGAUUUUUUUGCAUUCAGCGUUCCCAUCAUUCUGUCAAUUGCCUUAGCUUUUGGCAUGAAGGAAAGUAGUUUGCUGAAUAAUAUCUUCACCACUUGCAAUAUAGCAGUUGUUUUGUUUGUAAUUGUAGCUGGUGCGAUGAAUGCUCAUUGGAGUAACUGGAACAUCAAUCCCAAUGAUGUGAGGAACGUAUCUAAUACAACAAACCUAGGACAAGGAGGUUUUUUCCCAUUCGGGAUACAGGGUGUUAUAAAAGGUGCUGCAACUUGUUUUUACGGUUUUGUGGGAUUUGAUUGUAUUGCAACAACAGGAGAAGAAGUGAAAAAUCCCAAGAGAGCUAUUCCCAUAGCCAUUAUUGCAUCAUUACUUAUUAUAUUCUUGGCUUAUUUUGGGACAUCUACAGUGUUGACACUUAUGGUGCCGUAUUAUGAACAAAACGCCAAUGCUCCCAUUCCAUUUGCAUUUCAAAGAGUCCAUUGGUAUACUGCAGCUUACAUUGUGACUUUUGGAGCAAUUUUUGGACUUUAUGCUAGUUUAUUUGGAGCUAUGUUUCCUUUGCCGAGGAUAUUAUACGCAAUGGCAUCUGAUGGUUUGAUUUUCAAAUUUUUAGGAAGGGUUGAUCAAACAUUCAAAACACCAGUGAUUGGAACAUUGAUUGCCGGUUUAUUCACAGGUUCCAUGGCCGCAUUGUUUGAACUUGAUUCUUUGGUAAACAUGAUGUCAAUAGGAACUCUCUUGGCUUAUACGAUAGUGGCGGCUUCAGUGCUUUUACUGAGGUAUUCUGUGGACGAACAGGGUUAUAUGCCCAUUCCUGGUUCAACUGAUUAUGAUAGAUACGUGGACGAGGACAAUUCGGGACCUAUAAAUGCCAGUGAAGAAACAGCUUUGACUGAAUCUACCGAAGAAAAUAGAUCUGUGAUGAAGCAAAUAUUCAACUUCGGAAAUUAUCAGACUCCAAACAAAACAUCUCAGACCGUUGUUACUAUUGAUAUUUGUUUGUUCUGUAUACUUUGUUUUCUACUGGCCCUAUGUGCAUUAUAUCUCGAUAAUGCCAUUGUCAAUUUAGAAGUGAUUCCUUUGACCCUAGUGACUGUGAUAUUGACUUUUAUGGCUCUAACGAUAGUAUCAAUUGCAAGUCAACCAGUAUCAAGGACGAUUUUGUCAUUCCAGGUUCCUUGGGUACCAUUGAUACCUGCUCUCAGUAUUUUCUGUAAUAUUUAUCUUAUGGUAAUGUUGGAUAUAGCUACAUGGAUACGGUUUGCCGUAUGGAUGAUAUUGGGUGUUCCCAUUCUUUAUAUCUCCAGAAGAUGCUUAUACAAUAUUGAAGAAAAAGUUCCAAGGGUGACACCUAUACAAAGUUAUGAAAAUGGCGGGUUUUAUGAUGAUAACUUAGUUUAUUCAGAUGGAAAUGGCGCAAUCCAAGAAACCUUAGUUAUUACCGAUCAAAAAAUUCCUUCCUUGAAAAUUGUUGAAAAUUCUAAUGAAUCAAAUGUUCAGACACCUAGUCCGAGUAGGAUUAUAGAAUCUUUGGACUUUGUUAUAGAAAGCUUUGAAGAUGAUCCUAUCACACCAAAUGUCAUGUCUGCUUCAGAUCCACCCCCAGCUUUAGUGUUGUCCAAUAAGCCUCUUAACGGUGAUUUUAGGGAUACCCCCAAUAGUGCUUUACGCUCUGAACUUUUGAAUAGUUUGAAGGCCAAUAUUGAUUUACUAAAUCCUCAGGAUUCAGAGAAUAACCAAAUUGAGUUAUGCUCCCCUGGAGAUUCUAAUUUAAUUCCUGAUAACGUAGUAUCAGUUGAAGAAGUCGAAAAUGACAACAAAGGAACCGAUCAACAAGAAAUAGAACCAAAAUCUUCUUCAAGCAGCGAAAUAUCUUUCGUUAGUGCAUGUUCCGUAAUUGACACAGGUCCAAAUAAAACUUCAGAUUUGGACCAAGUCAGCAAUGAUAUAUGUAAUCCUGCACCAAUAUCAAUAAUACCUCCACCCCCACCUCCUCCUCCGCCUAUGGAGAACUUCACUCAUUUUACAACAAAAAACAUUGUCCCAAAUCCUAGUCCUAAUACUCAAAAAAAUGGAUCAUUCACUCUUGAGAGACAAAAAGCUAAACAACGAGAAUCACCAAUGAUAAUCAACAAGAAUUCCCUCAAUUCUGUUAAAUUGAGGCAUGUUCAUAGACCUAGUAUUGAACAAAUUAAUUUAGAGGAUCAAGGACUCAAUGAUCCUCAGAAAGACGAAAAUGUAAAAAGUACCAAUGAAUUUUACUCAAAUAAUGUAAGUCCUACUUUGAAAAAUGAAGAAAAUAAACCAGUAACUGAUGUUGAAAAUCUCCCUCCUCUGGUGAAAUUGAGACACGUUAAAAGACCUAGUUUGGAAGAUAAAGAUGUCAAAGAAAAUAUAAGUAAGUCUGAACAAGAUUCAGAAAUUCCCAAGCCAAGGUACAUGAAAAGCAAAUCAGUUAACCUUGGAAAAAAAUCUAACAAUGAGCCUUUGAGUAAUAACCAAAAGAAAAUGGAAAUAUCCAAAGAUGCUAUUAAUUCUGUAAAACUAAGACCUGUUGUACGUCCAUCUUUACCACUGAACCAAGAACCUCCACUAGACUUACCUGAUUCUGUUAAAUUUGGGACGGCAGAAUUUGAAGAAUUCAAAGGCAAAUUGAAUGAAACAUUAAAAAAACCAGUUAAAAUCCUGAGGGAGCCUUCCUUCAUAGAUCCCAAAAAUGCGUCUAAUAAACCUGAAAUGAGAUUCAGUAGAGAAAAUGUUAUUGAUGAUAGUUUAGAUUUAGAUAAAGCUAAAAUUAUCAUAGAAAAUGAAAUUAGUUCCAAAUUGAACAUAUUGAAGAACAUGAAAGAAUCUGAACCUUCAAAAAUUAGCAAUAGGGAAGAAGAUUCAAAAUUGAAUGCCGACCAAACAAAUAAAAACGAUUGAAGAUACACAUAACAAUAUUGAAAAAACUCAUCCCAAAGCAAUCAUAUAUCAUAAAAUGUCCAUUAAUGACUUGUAAACCUUAUUAAUUCUCGUAUACACUUACACGGUGUGUUCACCUGAGCCAUACAAAAAUAAAGGAUAAAUAUAGGUUUUUCAUUGUAUGCCUUCUACGGACUUCCUAACAGUUUUGAUGACUAUAAUAGACAAUAUGAAAGAUUAAAUUAAUCUCAUUUCAUAAAUUGAAAGUAUUAAACCGCAGGCAGAAAAGUAUUGGAGAUUUUAUAUCAAAAUAUGUGAUUGAAGAAAUAUUUGUAUAUAGUUAUUUUAUAUAAUGAAAAUUUUUAACUACAAUUGUUAUACUAGGAAAAUAUUGAAAUAGAUAUUUGUAUGACCAUC
Molecule: messenger RNA, 4334 nt
Organism: Harmonia axyridis
Lineage: Eukaryota; Metazoa; Arthropoda; Insecta; Coleoptera; Coccinellidae
Product: high affinity cationic amino acid transporter 1-like
Exons: 15
Coding region: 543-3938 (1131 amino acids)
Biological process (GO): transmembrane transport; amino acid transport
Cellular component (GO): plasma membrane
Molecular function (GO): amino acid transmembrane transporter activity
Source: RefSeq, a predicted model, not a curated record